This is a messenger RNA of Helianthus annuus (common sunflower), 582 nucleotides long. RefSeq lists its product as uncharacterized. The transcript is spliced from 3 exons. Gene Ontology annotation, molecular function: nucleic acid binding. NCBI's taxonomy places the organism in Eukaryota, Viridiplantae, Streptophyta, Magnoliopsida, Asterales, Asteraceae. The record is from RefSeq and is a predicted model, not a curated record. The coding region runs from base 1 to 582 and encodes 193 amino acids.
AUGAAGAAGGACAUUGUUGCAUACAUCUCUAAGUGCCUUACUUGCACAAAGGUGAAGGCUGAACAUCAGUGUCCUUCAGGACUCUUAGAAAAACCCGAAAUUUCUGUUUGGAAAUGGGAUAGCAUCGCUAUGGACUCUAUAACCAAGCUACCCCGUACACCUUCUGGUCAUGAUAGUAUUUGGGUAAUCAUUGACCGUUUGACCAAAUCCGCCCACAUUCUUCCUAUUCGCGAAGAUUAUAAGGUGGAGAAGCUUGCUAGAAUCUAUACCGAUGAGAUUAUAUGCCGUCAUGGCAUACCGUUGGACAUAAUCUCUAACCGUGAUGGUCGUUUUACUUCACGUAUUUGCUGGCAUAAGGUUGGCGACAAGCAACUUACUGGCCCUGAAAUCAUCCAAGAGACAACGGAUAAGAUUCUUCAGACCCGUGAUAAGUUGAUCAAGGCUAGGAGCAGACAAAAGAGCUAUGCUGAUAAAAGGCACAAGCCACUGGAAUUUGAUGUUGGUGAUCGGGUUCUUCUCAAGGCUGAUAGGAUGCUGGUUUUCAAGAAACAUGCUAGGAUUGCUGCUAGAAACUCAUCCUAG